Molecule: messenger RNA, 710 nt
Organism: Magallana angulata
Lineage: Eukaryota; Metazoa; Mollusca; Bivalvia; Ostreida; Ostreidae
Product: collagen alpha-2(VIII) chain-like
Exons: 3
Coding region: 69-659 (196 amino acids)
Molecular function (GO): protein binding
Source: RefSeq, a predicted model, not a curated record
CUCUAAUUGUAGGAAAUUCGAACAUAACCCCUAAAGAUUUCAUUCUCCAACACUAACUUGAUUUAACGAUGGAUUCAAAGACAGCAGUCUCCUAUGCAGCUAUUUUCUGUGUAAUCUUGAUCAGUUACACAGUUGCUGAACAACAGAACUCAAGUAGAAACUACUUGAGUUUCCUCAGCAGCUAUGCAAGCUACCAAGACAUCUGCCGAAAAAUAGGCUGGGAGCCCAAAUGUAGCCCACAUACAAUAAACGAAUGUAAAGGGAAAACCAUUGCCUUCCAUGCAAUUCUUCCUAGUGAUGUGAAAAACACGCCCAUUAACACUAUCAUCAAAUUUCAAAAGGUUCAAGUAAACGAAGGAGGUGGAUAUAACCCGGCCACCGGUAUAUUCACAGCGCCCGUAGAUGGCGUCUACUCGUUUUCAUGGACCUAUCAUACAAACAAAGGUUCUGUCGCCUAUCUUGGAGGAUAUGUAGAUGGGACGAUUAGAACGUAUAUAGGCACGUAUACACAGGCAAACACAUGGCAAAGCCAAACGGGCAACCUUGUCAUAAAACUAAAGAAAGGAAGUCAAUUCUGGGUACAGACAUACCUGCAAACAGUUCAGCAUUUAAGCGGAAAUUAUACCUUUCUGUCUGGAUACAAAAUAUCUGGUUGUUAAAAAGCAAUAAACUGGCUGCAAUAAUAAAUUUAGUGUUGAGACUCUGAUUUU